AUGUAUGCAAAGUAUGGUGACUUGGAGACUGCGGGAAUGAUGUUCAGGAGUAGAACAGAUAGAAACACAGUUUCUUGGACAGCAAUGAUCUCAGGAUUCAUUCAGAAUGGACUUCAUGAGAAGGCAUUGACUUUGUCUCGUGAAAUGAAAAGAGCUGGUGCAAUCCCGGACCGGGCCACGUUUUCGAGCAUCCUACGUGCUUCGGCAUGCCUUGCAUUGCUUGAGCUUAGAAAGCAGUUUCACUCAUAUAUAAUCCAAAGCAGCUAUAUGUCUAGUGUGUUCUGUGGGAGUGCCAUGCUUGAUUUAUACGCAAAAUGUAGCUUCCUAACAGACACUGUUCUGCUAUUCAAUAAAAUGCCUGAACGAAACAUCGUCUCAUGGAACACCAUGAUUGCUGCAUAUGCACAAAAUGGGCAGGGAAGUGUGGCUUUUUUGACAGGCCGUGGCGGCGAGCAGCGACAACGAGUGGACGGCAUGCUUGGCGGCAUUAUCUCAGCCAUCAAGCAUGCCGCGGCGAUGAUCAAUGGCAGCGGUGACUGGCAGCGACAGCAACAACGAGAGACGAGUGUGGCAUGCUUGGCGGCAUUAUCUCAGCCAUCCAAGCAUGCUACGAUGGUGAACAACGGCAUCGAGCUUGUCAAGAUACCACUUGAUCAAAACCUCAGGUUAUAUAAAGAAGAUGGAAAGUUGAUUGAUGACCCAUCCAUUUACAGAAGACUCAUUGGAAGAUUAAUGUACUUGACUUUAACAAGGCUAGAUUUAUCCUAUUCAAUACAGCUACUAAGCCAAUUUAUGGAUAAACUAAGAGAUGCUCACUUAAUUGCUGCACAUAAAGUAAUAAGGUAUAUCAAAAUAGCACCAGUUCAAGGCUUGUUCUACCCUUCCAGUUCUACUUUACAACUAAAUGCUUAUAGUGACAGCGAUUGGGGGCUUGUCUGA
Molecule: messenger RNA, 939 nt
Organism: Dioscorea cayenensis subsp. rotundata (Guinea yam)
Lineage: Eukaryota; Viridiplantae; Streptophyta; Magnoliopsida; Dioscoreales; Dioscoreaceae
Product: pentatricopeptide repeat-containing protein At2g33680-like
Exons: 2
Coding region: 1-939 (312 amino acids)
Biological process (GO): RNA modification
Molecular function (GO): protein binding; RNA binding
Source: RefSeq, a predicted model, not a curated record